UCUGCAACCCAUCUUAGCUGAAUUCUCUUUCCUCCCCUUUCUACAUGGCUGUUGCCUUGUAUUCCCGUGACUCCAUGGUUGCUGCAAUGCUACUAUUUGGGCUUCUAGUGGCCACCUUCCAUAUAACAGGUGCCAACACUGGAGUUUGCUACGGACUACUGGGGGACAACUUACCACCACCCCAUGAAGUUAUAGAUCUCUACAAAAGAAACAACAUCCAGAAAAUGAGGAUUUACGCUCCGGCCCCAGAAGUCCUCCAGGCCCUCAGAGGCUCCAAUAUUGAGCUCAUGGUUGGUGUGGCGAAUGAAGACCUUCACAGCAUAGCUACCGACAUGGCCAAGGCAUAUUCGUGGGUCGAAAACAACAUCAGAAGCUAUGCCAACGUCAAUUUUCGAUACAUAGCUGUUGGUAAUGAAAUAAAUCCUCCUGCCUGGGAAGCAAAUUAUCUCCUGGGGGCCAUGAAAAACAUUCACCAGGCGAUUACAGAGGCUGGCCUUGGUAACCAAAUCAAAGUCUCAACCCCCUUCAGUGCCAUGGUCCUUGGAGAAUCCUACCCUCCAUCUAAAGGAUCUUUCAGACCCGAAUUUGGAUCAUUUAUCAAUCCAAUCAUCAGCUUCUUAGCGGACACUAGAGCCCCAUUUUUGUUCAACAUGUAUCCUUAUUUUAGCUACAGUGGCAACACCCAGUACAUCAGCCUUGAAUAUGCUCUUUUUACAUCUCCUGGAGUUAUGGAGCAAGAUGGCCAAUUUGGGUACCAAAACAUAUUUGAUGCAAUGCUAGAUGCUGGUUACUCAGCUCUGGAGAAGGCUGGUGGUGCUUCUUUAGAAAUUAUUGUGUCUGAGACUGGUUGGCCUACGGCUGGUGGGACGGCUACAACAAUUGAGAAUGCAAGGACUUAUAUCACAAAUUUGCUUCGACACGUGAAGGGAGGAACUCCCAAGAGGCCUGGAAAACCUAUACAAACUUACAUAUUCGCCAUGUUCAAUGAGAACAACAAAAACCCAGAAUUGGAGAAACAUUGGGGUCUCUUUUAUCCAAAUAAACAGUCUGUAUACCAGAUUGAGUUUUCUCCGAAUUAAUGUAUAGGAAGGGGGUGUAGUGAAGUUUUAUCCCAAAUAAGGGUUCUUGAACUUUAUGUACUCAUUUAUAAGGGCCUUAGAAAGGCUUGUAUAUUCAAUAAGACAAGUAUUGGUGAGGAAUCUGUACUACAUUUUAGCUGAAA
Messenger RNA from Vitis riparia (riverbank grape), 1222 nucleotides. RefSeq names its product glucan endo-1,3-beta-glucosidase, basic isoform-like. The record is from RefSeq and is a predicted model, not a curated record. Lineage: Eukaryota; Viridiplantae; Streptophyta; Magnoliopsida; Vitales; Vitaceae. Gene Ontology annotation, cellular component: plasma membrane. Gene Ontology annotation, biological process: carbohydrate metabolic process. Bases 45 to 1079 code for a protein of 344 amino acids. Gene Ontology annotation, molecular function: hydrolase activity, hydrolyzing O-glycosyl compounds. The transcript has 2 exons.